AUGUCUGACGAUGAAUAUUAUGGAGACGAUGAUGUAUUCACGUCCGAUGCAUUGGAUAACAUACCCGCCUUGAAUCAAGCUCCGUCUCCUGUGACUCCUGUUUCGACCUUGCCCAGUCCAGCUGUUCAACAGCCUCCCCAGGUCACUUCCACCAGUCUGAGUAUUCCAGGAUCAAACGCGAGCAACCCUAUUGUCGUUGGAUCCGUAAAUGACUUGGCGCAAACUCCUGUAUCCCAUAGGACCACACCUGAAUCAGUCCGGAGAACCAAUUCGCGGUUCUCUACCAUUAUGAACGCUCUCAGGAGUGGAUCGACUCAACGCUCCAGCCCAAGUGGAGUUUUUGGUCCGCAAACCGGACUUUUACAGUUUUCGAAAGGAAAAGAACGCUCUGCGAGCUUGCAAUCGGGUACAUACCAAUCAAACGCUGCUGGGCCCUCUCGACUAUCCUUCCAGUCUUCUCCAUUGGCAGGAUCGAAGCGCCGAAGAGCGUCAUCGUCUGUACGAGAAGAUUUCCUCGAAGCGGAAGCUCGGGCGGAUAGUUGGAGCGUUAUGGAAGAGGAACUGACUUGCGCCAUAUGCUGUGAUGUUUAUGUUGCACCUCAAAUCACGGCUUGUGGACAUAGCGCAUGCGCGCCUUGUUUGAAAAUCUGGCUAUCGAGGAACAAUAACUGUCCAAUUUGUCGUUCAUAUAUUAACCCGAGUAUCAAAUUGGUUGCGAACAGAUUGGCGUCGAGUAUGGUUGACCGUAUGAUAGCCGAGGCGAAGAAACAUACACUUCCAGAUUGGUGCCCUGGUGGCACGAAAGAAGCAGAGUGGAGUAAACGGAAAAGACUUUGGGUAGCCGAGGAGGCGAGAGACGCAGCAGCAGCAGUCCAGGCGCGCAACCAAGUGAAUGCACGUGUUGCACGCGCAAUUACGCGACCCCGGUUUCAUUUACCGCAACCUCUCUUUCUGGAGGAUGAAGACGAGGAGGAAGAUGACUAUUAUAAUAUUGACGACCUCGGGUACGAGGAUGAGUAUGAUUACAAUCUAUUAUAA
Molecule: messenger RNA, 1038 nt
Organism: Rhizoctonia solani
Lineage: Eukaryota; Fungi; Basidiomycota; Agaricomycetes; Cantharellales; Ceratobasidiaceae
Product: Zinc finger, C3HC4 type (RING finger) protein
Exons: 6
Coding region: 1-1038 (345 amino acids)
Source: RefSeq, a predicted model, not a curated record